Messenger RNA from Trichoderma reesei QM6a, 3210 nucleotides. RefSeq lists its product as uncharacterized. The transcript is spliced from 4 exons. Gene Ontology annotation, molecular function: GTPase activity; GTP binding; translation initiation factor activity. Bases 1 to 3210 code for a protein of 1069 amino acids. Lineage: Eukaryota; Fungi; Ascomycota; Sordariomycetes; Hypocreales; Hypocreaceae. The record is from RefSeq and is a predicted model, not a curated record.
AUGGCGCCGAAGAAGAAGGGAAACAAGAACGCCCAGGAGGACUGGGAAGCAGAGCUGGGCGAGAGCAUUGCCCCGGCGGCGGCCACGGCGCCCGCUGCAGAGGAGAACAAUGGCGACAAUGCUCAGGAGGAGGAGACGGCUGGCGGCGGCGGCCUGAUGGCCAUGCUGCGCAAGAACAAGGAGAAGCGCAAGAAGAAGGGCAUUGUCGACGACGAGCCGGCGCCCGCGCCCGUCGAGGAGGAUCUGUCCGCCAAGGCACCCGUCGAGGCCUCUCUGGACGACGACGAGUUCGCCCUGCCGCAGAAGAAGGGCAAGGGCGGCAAGGGCAAGCCCGCUCCCGCCGCGGCCGCCACCAAGGAAGCCAAGGAUGAUCUCGAGGAGCCCGGCAGGAUACUCACAAAGGCCGAGAAGGAGAAGCUGAAGAAGGAGCGCGAGAAGCAGCGCAAGAAGGAACAGGCUGCGAAGAAGAAGACUCCGGCACCCGCAAAGGCUGCUGAGCCGGCAAAGGCGACCCCUACGAAAGAUGAGCCCGCUGCCGAGAAGCCCGCCGCCCCCGCUGCCGCUCCCGCCGCGGCUGAGACGGGAGGCAAGAAGAAGAAGGUCCCGGCACACCUCGCCCUGAUUCAGAAGCAGCAGGAGGAGCUGCGUCGCAAGCAGGAAGAGGCAGCCCGGUUGGAAGCCGAAGCCAGGGCUCAGGCAGAGGAAGAGGAGAAGCGACUGGCCGAGGAAGCCAAGCGCAGGGAGGAACAGAGGGCUCUCAAGAAGCAGAAGGAAAAGGAGCGCAUCGAGCAGCUCAAGAAGGAGGGCAAGUUCCUCACCAAGGCCCAGAAGGAGGAGAAGGCCCGGAACGAGCUCAAGCUGCAGCAGAUGCUUGCUGCGGGUAUCAAGAUUGGCCCUCAGGACGAAGAGGGUGCGCCCAAGAAGAAGGUGGUUUAUGACAGCAAGAAGAAGAGGGGCAAGAACGACAAGAAGGACGAAGAGGCUGCUCUGGCUGAAGCCGCCGAAAGGGCCCGAAUCCAGGCCGAGAAGGCACUGAAGGAGGCAGAGGAAAAGGCUGCCAAGGAAAAGGCCGAGGCCGAGGCCAAGGCCAAGGCCGAAAAGGCCGCUCAGUUGAGCGAGGUCGAAGAUGACUGGGAAGCUGCUGUCGACGGAGAGGAAGAAGACGUCAAGGACAGCUGGGAUGCCGAUUCCGAUGAGGAGGCGGAGAAGAAGGCGGCCGCCAAAGCCAACGGCGCAGACAAGGAGCAGAAGAAGGCAGACGAGUCAGAGGAAGAGGACGAGAGCGAGAGCGAGUCCGAAGAAGAGUCCGAAGACGAAGCCGUAUCCAAAGCGAAGCAACUGGAAGCUCAGCGCAAAAAGGAGGCUGCCGAGCGCCGAGAGAAGGCGCACCAGGCCGCCCUCGCUGCUCGAUCCAAGGACAACCUGCGCUCCCCCAUCUGCUGUAUUCUGGGACACGUCGAUACCGGAAAGACCAAGCUUCUCGACAAGAUCCGACAGACCAACGUCCAGGAGGGCGAAGCCGGCGGUAUCACGCAGCAGAUUGGUGCUACAUACUUCCCCGUCGACGCCAUCAAGCAGAAGACGGCCGUCGUCAACAAGAACAACGACUUCGAGUUCAAGGUGCCCGGUCUGCUCGUCAUUGAUACCCCUGGUCACGAGUCUUUCUCCAACCUCCGUUCCCGUGGUUCGUCCCUCUGUAACAUUGCCAUUCUGGUUGUCGACAUCAUGCACGGUCUUGAGCCGCAGACUCUAGAGUCCAUGCGCAUGCUCCGCGAGAGGAAAACGCCCUUCAUCGUGGCGCUCAACAAGAUUGACAGACUCUACGGCUGGAAGAAGGUGGACAACAACGGCUUCCAGGACAGUCUGGCGCUCCAGAGCAAGGCGGUGCAGAACGAGUUCAAGAACCGCCUGGAGCAGACGAAGCUGGCCUUUGCCGAGCAGGGUUUCAACUCUGAGCUCUUCUACCAGAACAAGUCCAUGGCCAAGUACGUCUCGCUCGUGCCCACGUCGGCGCACACCGGCGAGGGUAUUCCGGACAUGCUCAAGCUCAUCAUUCAGCUCACGCAAGAGCGCAUGGUUGGCUCGCUCAUGUACCUGUCCGAGGUCCAGGCAACUGUCUUGGAAGUCAAGGCUAUUGAAGGUUUCGGCAUGACCAUCGACGUCAUCCUGUCCAACGGUAUCCUGAGGGAAGGCGACCGAAUCGUUCUGUGUGGUACCGAGGGUGCCAUUGUCACAAACAUCAGAGCUCUGCUCACACCGGCACCGCUCCGCGAACUGCGUCUCAAGUCGGCCUACGUUCACAACAAGGAGGUCAAGGCAGCUCUGGGUGUCAAGAUUAGUGCCCCCGGCCUUGAGGGAGCCAUUGCAGGUUCCCGGUUGAUGGUUGUCGGUCCCGACGACGACGAAGAUGAGAUUGUUGACGAGGUUGAGUCUGACCUGGCCAACCUUCUCAGCAGAGUCGAGACGUCUGGUCGCGGUGUCAGCGUGCAGGCCUCGACCCUUGGUUCGCUGGAAGCCCUGCUGGACUUCCUCAAGGACUGCAAGAUUCCCGUGGCCAACGUUGGCAUCGGCCCGGUCUACAAGCGUGACGUGAUGCAGUGCGGUAUCAUGCUGGAGAAGGCGCCCGACUACGCCGUGAUGCUCUGCUUCGACGUCAAGGUCGACAAGGAAGCGCAGGCAUACGCCGACGACCAGGGCAUCAAGAUCUUCCAGGCCGACAUCAUCUACCACCUGUUUGACAACUUCACCAAGCACAUGGACGAGAUGCUGGAGAAGAAGAAGGAGGAGUCAAAGAUGCUGGCCGUGUUCCCCUGCGUCCUGAAGCCCGUUGCCGUCUUCAACAAGACGGCUCCCAUCGUCAUUGGUGUGGAUGUGGUUGAGGGCCAGCUCAAGAUUAACACGCCGAUUGCGGCCGUCAAGACGAACCCCACGACCGGCGUCAAGGAAGUCAUUCCUCUUGGUAGAGUGACCUCCAUCGAGCGAGACCACAAGCAGGUCCCCGUCUGCAAAAAGGGCCAGCCCUCGGUCGCCGUCAAGAUUGAAAUGGGCGGCCACCAGCCCAUCUACGGCCGCCACCUGGAAGAGUCGGACCUGCUCUACAGCCAGAUCUCGCGCAAGAGCAUCGACACCCUCAAGGAGUUUUACCGCAAGGAGGUGACGAAUGACGAGUGGCAGCUCAUCAUCAAGCUCAAGCCCCUGUUUGACAUUUAA